AUGCUGCACCUGAAAGUCCAGUUUCUGGAUGACUCGCAGAAGAUCUUUGUAGUUGAUCAAAAAUCCUGUGGAAAAGGGCUCUUCAACCUCACCUGCAGCCACCUCAACCUUGCGGAGAAGGAAUACUUCGGGCUGGAGUUUCGCAGCCAGGCUGGGAACCAUGUCUGGUUGGAACCACUAAAACCCAUAACAAAGCAAGUCAAAAAUCCUAAGGAGGUUCUUUUCAAAUUUAUGGUGAAAUUUUUCCCAGUGGACCCCGGCCAUCUGAGAGAAGAGCUGACCAGGUACCUCUUCACCCUCCAGAUCAAGAAGGACCUGGCACUGGGGCAGCUGCCCUGCAGUGACAAGAGCGCGGCGCUGCUCGUCUCCCACCUGCUGCAGUCUGAGCUGGGCGACUUCCACGAGGAGACGGACCAGGAGCACCUGGCGACCCAUAGGUACCUGCCCAACCAGGAGUACCUGGACAACAAGAUCAUGCACUACCACCGGAGACACAGCGGGAAGACGCCGGCCGAGUCGGAUGUUCAGCUGCUGGACGUGGCCAGGAAGCUGGAGAUGUAUGGGAUUCGCCCGCACCCCGCCAGCGACGGCGAGGGGACGCAGAUCAACCUGGCUGUGACACACAUGGGGGUGCUGGUCCUGCGGGGCAAUACAAAGAUCAACACGUUCAACUGGUCCAAAAUUCGCAAACUGAGUUUCAAGAGGAAGCAUUUUCUCAUCAAGCUCCACGCAAACAUCUCUGCGCUGUGCAAGGACACGCUGGAGUUCACCAUGGCGAGCCGCGACACCUGCAAGGCUUUCUGGAAGACGUGUGUGGAGUACCAUGCCUUCUUCAGGCUGUCUGAAGAGCCGAAGUCAAAGCCCAAAGCCCUUCUGUGCAGCAAGGGCUCCAGUUUCCGCUACAGCGGGAGGACACAGCGGCAGCUGCUGGAGCAUGGGAGGAAGGCAAAGAUGAAGAACCUACCCUUCGAGAGGAAGCACUACGCGUCCCGCUAUGACGAGAGGCAGUGCCGCUCCUCCCCGGACCUCCUGACAGACGUCUCCAAGCAGGUGGAGGAGCUGCGCCUGGCCUACGGUGGCCGGGGGUCCUACCAUGCCAACGGGGUGCAUGCCUCCGAGCCCACGCUGGACAGCCGGCGCCGGAGCUCUGCCGUGGAGCUGACGUUCGCCGCCGAGCUGGAGCGCUCCAAGCCCGAAGCGUCCCCUGCCUUCCUGCCCCACUCCAAAAGCUCAUCUGCCUUCCCCCUGCUCUAUGCCGAGCUGGAGCUGGAGCGAGCAUGGGAGCCUGCCGACCUCUUCAGCGCCAAGAACCCCUUGACCUCCUUUCGGCCCCACCACCAGUUCGCCGGGAACAGUAAAAGCACCUCGGUGGGCAACAUGCGGGAGGUGAGUGCCCGGCCGCUGGUGUACACGGAUGUGCCGUGCCCCCCACCCAUGGCCGCCCCGGCCCCGCAGGUCCUCUUCUACCUGGACAGGCCCCCGCAGCCCCUGUGCCAUGCACUGGUGCCCGGCGAGGACACAGCCAGUGGAUGCAGCCCUGUGGCUGCAAAACCCCUCAGGCAGAGCCCGAGUGAGACCCGGGCCGGGGAGUUUCAUGGCGAGGCUGCGUGCAUGGCAGCGGGCACAAGUGUGGCCCCAGCAGGGGAGAAGAGGUUGCUGGUUCGCUCCUUCGAUUAUGGCCUUCAGGAGCAGCCUCCCAAGCGGUCUUGGAGCCAGUCAGACAUGAAAACAAUCCGCUUCCCCUACGGCUCCGAGUUCAGGCCCCUGGGGCCCUGCCCCGUACUGAGCAGCCGGAAAGCGGGCGUCUUCCGGCACGUGCCGGCCCAGCAAGGGCUGGCGCUGGGGCCGCGGCGCUCCGCCGAGCGCUACGUGGGCAGCAGCACCGAGUCCAGCGACUCCGACUCCGACCUCCUGGCCGCAGACUACUGCUCCCUGUACGGCCGGGUGCUGCGGUCGCCCAUGGCCCGCGUGCGGCUGUCCUCUGGCAGCCUCCAGCUGGAUGAAGAAGAUGAGGAGGUCUCCUUUGCCACCAGCACUGCUGAAGAGAGGACUUCCAGGGGGGCCUCCAGGUAUUUCACCUAG
Gymnogyps californianus (California condor) is the source of this 2082-nucleotide messenger RNA. It is a transcript of the gene FRMD7, whose product is annotated as FERM domain containing 7. The record is from RefSeq and is a predicted model, not a curated record. Bases 1 to 2082 code for a protein of 693 amino acids. Lineage: Eukaryota; Metazoa; Chordata; Aves; Accipitriformes; Cathartidae. The transcript has 12 exons. Gene Ontology annotation, molecular function: guanyl-nucleotide exchange factor activity; cytoskeletal protein binding. Gene Ontology annotation, cellular component: cytoskeleton.